UAAGUGGCCGGGCUGUAGCUACGUUGACACGGCCGUCGUAGGGCAGGCGAAGUGAUUGCGUGCCUGGGGCGCAGGUUCGAGGUGGUGAGCAUGAGCGCCAACAAGGAGAAGGGGCUGCGGGAGCUGCUGGCGGCCAUGAAGAAGGAGUGGGAGGACGUGUGCUUCGAGACCAUGACGUUCAAGGACCUGGACUGCCCCAUCCUGGCGAAGGUGUCGGACGUGCAGGCGGUGCUGGACGACCAUCUCAUGAAGACGCUUUCCAUGAAAGGCUCCGUCUUCGUCAAGCCCAUCGAA
Molecule: messenger RNA, 294 nt
Organism: Gryllus bimaculatus (two-spotted cricket)
Lineage: Eukaryota; Metazoa; Arthropoda; Insecta; Orthoptera; Gryllidae
Source: the annotation of a GenBank genome assembly